UUCCAUCAAACAAGCGAGUCACUGUGCUUCGUUUCAUUCGUUCCAGACCCACUUUGAGGAAGCUGAAACCUCACAGCAUGUAUGAGAUCUGGGAGGAUGACAUCGACGGCGAGCACAUUGUGGCCUUCGCUGAGGAAGACGACCCAGAUGGUUUUGAGUUCCUGGAGAUCCUGAAGGAGGUGGCACGUGAGAAUACAGAUAAUCCCAACCUGAGCAUCAUCUGGAUCGACCCUGACAACUUCCCCCUGCUGGUCCCGUACUGGGAGAAGACCUUCCGCAUCGACCUGUCAUCCCCCAAAAUCGGCGUGGUUGAUGUGGAGGACGCUGACAGCGUGUGGAUGGAAAUGGACGACCACGAUGAAAUGCCGACGGCAGACGAGCUGGAGCGCUGGAUUGAGGACGUUCUCUCGGGGAAGAUCGACCCUGACGACGACGACGAGGAUGAGGACGACGAUGAGGACGAUGAUGACGAUGACGAUGAUGACGACGACGAUGAUGAUGACGAUGACGACGAUGAUGACGACGAUGAUGAUGACGAUGACGACGAUGAUGACGACGAUGAUGAUGACGAUGACGACGAUGAUGACGACGAUGAUGAAUAGAAACAUCCCAACUAUCUUUCAGUCCCGUUGUUACGUUGAAAAUUGAAUAUAAGGAGCCGCCGGGAGGCGCUGAAAACCACCGGCUGAAAACCACGGCUUUGCUUGACAAGCCGACUGCGCUUGCGUUUUGUACCUUGUGUCACACGACCAGAGCUCAGAAACAGUCACUUCAGAUAAAGUGUGUCAGAAAUAAUAAAGAAAAUUAACGACAAACAAACAACCAAAAGA
Messenger RNA from Hippocampus comes (tiger tail seahorse), 830 nucleotides. RefSeq names its product calsequestrin-1-like. The record is from RefSeq and is a predicted model, not a curated record. Gene Ontology annotation, molecular function: calcium ion binding. Gene Ontology annotation, biological process: regulation of skeletal muscle contraction by regulation of release of sequestered calcium ion. The transcript is spliced from 6 exons. Gene Ontology annotation, cellular component: Z disc; sarcoplasmic reticulum lumen. The coding region runs from base 78 to 602 and encodes 174 amino acids. Lineage: Eukaryota; Metazoa; Chordata; Actinopteri; Syngnathiformes; Syngnathidae.